AUGCGAUCUUCCCCAGUCGAGCUCUUCAGCUCUGUGAGGUUGCAGUGAAUCGUCUAUUGGGUGGGGGUGUGCGUUGUGGGGGAAUUCUUCAAAGUUGCAUGCUUUAUUGCAUAUCUCACAUCAUUCCCAACCUUGACAUUGGAGAUGUUCUGAGACGCCAGAUGAUGGUAGCAGAGUUUCUAGCGCGCCAGAGCGGCUCGCCAAUCAACGGCGAGACGCCCUAUCCGUCACCCUACGCCCACCCUCACCACAAUCCUCACCAGCAGAUGCAACAGCAACAGCAACAACAACAGCAGCAGCAACAGAAUUGCGGCGAUAUGAGCGGUCUGUCUGAAUACGAGCAGAUGCAGCGCAAAGAACUGUUCUCACAACGCAAACAGCGAGAAUUCAUCCCCGACAACAAGAAGGACGAAAGCUAUUGGGACAGGCGGCGGAGAAACAACGAGGCAGCAAAGAGGUCCCGUGAGAAACGACGAUUCAACGAUAUGAUAUUGGAACAGAGGGUGGUGGAAUUGAGCAAGGAGAAUCAUCUACUUAAGGCGCAGUUGGCAGCAAUCAAGGAUAAAUUCGGCAUCAAUGGGGAGACAGUGGUGAGUGUGGAACAGGUAAUGGCCACUUUGCCCACCAACGAACAAGUACUGAGUUUGGCAAAAAGGGCGAAACUAUGCUAUGGAGAUGGAGGCACUUCCCCGCCCCUACCGAAUCUGCCUCCUCCUGUAGUAGGAUCCUGUGGAUCCCAGCCUCCAGUUCAACACCCAACGCCUGUUCCAACGGCAGUCAUCCACAGACCCAUGGUGACCAUGCCUCUGCCCUUCAUGCCCUCUUCGUCGUCAGCGUCCUCUUCUCCACCACCCACCGACUCAGAACUCUCCUAUCCGUAUCCAUUCCAGCCGGUGCUGCCGCCCCUGCACCCACCAAUCCUGGAGGCGCCCAACAGCAGUGUGCUGAACCUGAGCAGGAGUCGCAGCCCAUUCGAGUUGUCCGGCGAUGAGAGCUCGGUGCCCAUUGCUCUAGCCAACAACAGUCUGCCCCACAAGCUCCGGCAUAAGACACAUCUUGGUGAUAAGGAGGUCGCCACCGCACUGCUUUCACUUCAGACGAGAAUCAAGAGCGAACCGGAGCCUGAGACAGAGGUGACGGGUCACUCGAGUGCCAGCCCCCCCUGGGACGCUGAGGGCAGCAGCGACGAACGUGAUUCGGGAAUUUCUCUGGGAGCGGAACUCGCUGACGACUCGCACCUCAAAUCCGAGGUUGCCAGACUGGCUUCGGAAGUUGCCAACCUUAAAAGCAUCCUCACACGCAAGCCGACGUCCACAUAAAACACAGUAUUCCUGGCGUUGUUCAUCCACCUUCUUCUAAACUCAUAAAUACUAUUCACUGAAAUGGACUUUCAUGUGAAAAAUAACACUCCUUGAGUAAAGAAAGUUCCACAAGUGAACACUCGAGUAAAUAACACCUGAGUAAGAAAAUUUCAUUUUUGUUUGCUAAUACGGUACGUUGAUUGGCGACAAUUAAUUUGUGCCGGUGUGUUUACAUUAUUGGGUCAUCACAAAGAUUACGAUCAUAAAUAUUAUAUUUAUUUAUGCAACAGAAAUACUCAAGAUAUUACCAUGUGUGAUACUCAUUUACCAUGUGUGAAGUAAGCCAAAUAAAUAGACAAAAUGGCUUCAAGCUAAUUUAUGUCAUAGAGAAACAAAUAGCAAAAGAAUUAUAUCUUCUGCUAUCUUUUUCCCAUGGCUUUGUAUACGAAAGUAAGCCGAGGGUUAUAAAGAAAACGGUUUGCAUAUGAAAUACUUAAUGAAAAAGAUAGUUCAAUCUUGGUAAAGGAAAUUGAAUUUGGUUUGGUUGAAUUAAGCCACAUGAAACUAUUUUGAAGAAAAAAUUAAUUCCGGUAAGGAAUAUCUAUUUAUCAUUGGUAUUAUUAGAAACACAGUUUCUUUAAAAGGGUAAUUAUGGUGGAGAAGUGAGGUAUCUAUGAGUGGAUACAAUAGAGUUGUAAGAUUUUAUCAAACCUGGCAUGAUUAAUUGAUUAAAUCAGAGUUUAGUUUCGUCUUUUAUGAUUGAUUAUACAAAAAAUUUUGUUGAUGUGAUUUUGGAAUAUUUUGUUGUUAAUUAGAGGAAGUUGAUACUCUAUCAAUACAAUACACCACCCCUUCUCCAUCACCACCUGUGGUAGCUUUUUUUCAUAAUGUAAAGCUCGAUAAUGUACACACAACAGCA
This is a messenger RNA of Nilaparvata lugens (brown planthopper), 2220 nucleotides long. Its product is annotated as nuclear factor interleukin-3-regulated protein. Gene Ontology annotation, molecular function: DNA-binding transcription factor activity; DNA binding. Lineage: Eukaryota; Metazoa; Arthropoda; Insecta; Hemiptera; Delphacidae. Gene Ontology annotation, cellular component: nucleus. The transcript is spliced from 3 exons. Bases 99 to 1319 code for a protein of 406 amino acids. The record is from RefSeq and is a predicted model, not a curated record. Gene Ontology annotation, biological process: circadian rhythm; regulation of DNA-templated transcription.